CCCGCGUGCAACUAUCAAAAUCCCAGAACGUGUUUUUGUACAAUUCUCCUGGAUUUUGGACCACAUAAACAGGACAUGCAACGUCAGAAACCAAAAGGUCCGGGCAAGCCCGGCCCAAGGUUCAAAUCCGGGGCCAAGGGCUUCAAGCCGCAACCGGGCAAGGGCAGCCAGAACAACAAAAACAACCAUAAACGACAGCGGGAGGAGGUCAAGAAGUCAAAACUGGCUGCUACGGAUACCGAAAUCCAGGACCUGAAGGCAAAAUACCCGGAAAUAGAUGCCCAGGCCAUCAAGAAGUUCCGGGACUUUCCGUUGUCUCAAAAAACCCAAAAGGCAUUGGCGGAAUUCAAGUUUUUUAAUCCCACGCUGGUGCAGCGGGAAAGUAUCGGCCCAGCGCUGAUGGGGAAGGAUGUGCUGGGGGCAGCCGUCACUGGAAGUGGCAAAACCCUUGCCUUCCUGAUACCCGUACUGGAACACCUGUUCAUCAACAAAUGGUCGCGAACGGAUGGUGUGGCUGCCAUCAUUAUCUCACCCACCCGGGAGCUGGCAUAUCAGAUAUUCGAGACCCUCAAGAAGGUGGGCAAGCACCAUGAUUUCUCCGCUGGCCUGAUUAUUGGCGGCAAGAACCUGAAGUUCGAGCGCACCCGCAUGGAUCAGUGCAAUAUUCUCAUUUGUACACCCGGCCGCCUGUUGCAGCACAUGGAUGAGAAUCCCUUGUUCAACACCAGCAGCCUGGAAGUAUUGGUACUGGACGAGGCGGAUCGGUGUCUGGACAUGGGCUUCCAAAAGACCCUAAACUCAAUUAUUGAGAACUUUCCACCGGAUCGACAAACGCUUCUGUUUUCGGCCACACAAACAAACACCAUUGAAGAUCUGGCCCGGCUUAAUCUCAAGGAUCCUGUCUAUGUGGGCUAUGGUCCGACAAAAGCAGGUGGCGGCGGCGAAGCCACAAGCACCUCCACCAAGGAAGUGGCCGUGCUGGCAGUGCCCGAACUAUUGCAACAGAGCUAUGUUGUCCUGAAUCUGGAGGACAAGAUUACAAUGCUGUGGUCCUUUAUAAAGAAUCACCUCAAGCAGAAGAUUAUUGUUUUUGUGUCCAGUUGUAAGCAGGCCAAGUAUCUUUACGAGAUCUUCUGUAAGCUGCGUCCGGGCGUUCCCCUGUUGGCCCUGUAUGGUACCCUGCAUCAGGAUCGUCGCAUUGCCAUCUACGAGGAUUUUCUAAAGAAGAGCCAUGUGGUCAUGUUCUCAACGGAUGUUGCCUCGCGUGGUCUUGACUUUCCCGCCGUCAAUUGGGUGGUCCAGUUGGAUUGUCCCGAAGAUGUCUCCCAGUAUAUACAUCGUGCUGGCCGCUCCGCCAGGAACAAAAGCCGCGGUGAAUGCCUUCUCGUUUUGACGCCCACCGAGGAGGAGUAUAUGAUUGGUGCCCUCAAGGAGCAACUUAACCUGGACAUUCGAUGCGUCCAAAUUGAUCCCAAGAAGCUAUUUUCGCCGCGCGUCAAAAUUGAAGCGUUCCUGGCCCAGUUUCCGGAACUGAGAGCCACUGCCCAGCGGGCAUUUUUGUCGUAUCUGAAAUCGGUCUUCCUUAUGCGCAACAAGCGGCUCUUCAAUGUCUUUAGCCUGGACCUGGACGCCUUUGCCCAGUCCCUGGGUCUGGCUGUGACGCCGCGUGUCCCCUUUUUGGAGAAGUUCCUCUGGCGACAAAAGCAGAUGCAGCAGAAGCAACAGCAGGACCCUGACCAGGUGGCCACCAUUCAUGACAAGCUUCUGCCGAAGAUUAGCAAGCAAAGCUUUGGCGGCGCCUCCGACGACGACGACGAGAAUGAUAGUGAUGAUGAGGACUUUAUCAAGGUGAAGCGACGCGAUCACGACGUGGAGGGGGAACCAGUUGAUCUGGAUCUGAAGGAUGGCGUGAAAGAUGAAAAGGCAGCGGAAGAACCCCUGGUGGUGCCCAAGCGGGAGAAGAAGCUGGUCACCAAGGCCUCCUUGGCCAAGAAGGCAUUGAAGAAGAACCUGCAAGUCAACUCGAAGCUCAAGUUCGACGAAGAAGGCGUAUCGGUGGCCGAUGAACGCAGCCAAAUGAAGGCACUUGCCAGGAAGCAGAGGAAUGAUGACGAUGACGAUCAUGAUGAUGAUGAUGAUGAUGAUGAUGAUGAUGGUGGCAUUGAUUUGGUUAGGUCCAAGGCAUUGCUCACCGAAGAGGAUCAGUAUGACAAGCAGCGGUUCCGGGAGCUGGUCAAGAAACGUCACAAGUUGCAGCGCGAAAAGUUGCGCAAAAAAGCGGAAGCAGCCAAGGGCAGCAGCGACGAGGAGGAGGACGACGAGGCGGAAGACCACGAGCACCAUAUGGAUGCGGCCAGUGACAGUGAGGGCUCGGUGGAUCUCUCCUGGCUACCCGAUCCCGAUAAGAUUUACAAAAAGAAAUCCCAAGAGAAUGGUGAUGCGCCGGAUGGUUCUGCAUCGGAAUCGGAUGCUGGAGAAGAUGAGGGUGCUAGUGGCAAUGACGAGGAUGACACCGAUGACGACUCGGACGAGGAGCCCGCCUACAAAAAGUCCAAGCUAACCAACAAGCUGACCCUGCUCGACACGGAGGCCAUUGCGGCCUCUCUUUUGGGUAGCUAGGUUCUACUUUUCCAGACGGGACUCGACUGUUUCAAUAAAUUAAUGCCAAUUUUUUGUUUUCUUUUAAAAAUAA
Molecule: messenger RNA, 2692 nt
Organism: Drosophila bipectinata
Lineage: Eukaryota; Metazoa; Arthropoda; Insecta; Diptera; Drosophilidae
Product: probable ATP-dependent RNA helicase DDX10
Biological process (GO): rRNA processing
Cellular component (GO): nucleus
Molecular function (GO): RNA helicase activity; ATP binding; nucleic acid binding
Source: RefSeq, a predicted model, not a curated record